AUGCUGAGAAACUUGUUUGGAUUGAACUUGAGAGGACCUGCAUUGGUUUCCAGGAGUUUUCACUGUUCUCCAAGACGUCUACAAGACCCUAUAUUCGACCCAACGCAGCUAAAUCCCAUCAGGCUUAAGGAUUCCAAUCCAAAGAAUCAGGAACCAUUGAUUAAUUUGAAGCCUAGAGGAUUCCAAGACAAAUCUUUAUCCCAGAGCCGUGUUGCUGCUUUUGACUUACAACCAAAGGAUGAUGCACUAAGUUCAAGACUUACAGGUGUUACUGCAGGAAGAACUGUUGACGUAUACAACAAUGAUACUGCAGCUGCUUGCAGACAAUUAAAUUCUGUGAUGCUCUCCAACAAAAUCCCACAAACGAAGAAGGCUCAGAGGUUCUAUUUGAAACCGGGCAAGGUUGCAGAGAUCAAGAGGUCACAGAGACACAGAAGAGACUUCAUGAAAGGUUUCAAAAGACUUAUUGAAGUCGUCAAGGAUGCUAAACGUAAGGGAUAUUAG
This is a messenger RNA of Zygosaccharomyces rouxii, 504 nucleotides long. It is a transcript of the gene MRP21, whose product is annotated as mitochondrial 37S ribosomal protein bS21m. The transcript has a single exon. Gene Ontology annotation, cellular component: mitochondrial small ribosomal subunit; ribosome. NCBI's taxonomy places the organism in Eukaryota, Fungi, Ascomycota, Saccharomycetes, Saccharomycetales, Saccharomycetaceae. Bases 1 to 504 code for a protein of 167 amino acids. The record is from RefSeq and is a predicted model, not a curated record. Gene Ontology annotation, biological process: mitochondrial translational initiation; translation. Gene Ontology annotation, molecular function: structural constituent of ribosome.